AUGUAAAUUAAGUUAAUCUAUGAUAUAGAUCCUUAAGAAUAUGUUUUAAUUGAAUUCCAAGGUGAUUUAGAAAACGAUUCUGAGGAAAGCUUAUAAUGUGUUCCUAUAGGAAGUUUAGAAUAAACAGAAGAUAACAAAAUUUUUUUUAAUUAAAGACCAACUCCUAUAUUAGAAAGAGCAUUAAAAAAAGCAAAAAAAUAUUGA
Messenger RNA from Ichthyophthirius multifiliis, 204 nucleotides. RefSeq lists its product as hypothetical. The record is from RefSeq and is a predicted model, not a curated record. NCBI's taxonomy places the organism in Eukaryota, Ciliophora, Oligohymenophorea, Hymenostomatida. The transcript is spliced from 2 exons.